AUGUACGUUCAGGAGUUACUUAGGGUGUCGCAUGGGCCGCGCACCACAAAGAAGAAAUGGAUGCUCGUUGAUAAGUUGAUUGAGACUUGGCUGUGCGGGAAGUAUUCCUGCGUUCGCAAUUACCUAGAUCCGGCUCUCUUUUCGGAUCCUUUGGAGAAUGACCGAUUCUGGGAAUGGAUAGGCAAUGCUAGGCGCUGGUGGGGGACACUCGAUGAAAUGCUGCUGAUUGCUUUGGCGACUUGUGCUAUUGUCAGGGGUGAUGUGGUCGGAUUACAGGCUGUUAUAGACCAGUGCAAGGAAAUGCCGGAGAUUCGUUCUGUCGAAUUUUUGGAGAAUAAGGGUGGUUGA
Molecule: messenger RNA, 348 nt
Organism: Penicillium vulpinum
Lineage: Eukaryota; Fungi; Ascomycota; Eurotiomycetes; Eurotiales; Aspergillaceae
Exons: 1
Coding region: 1-348 (115 amino acids)
Source: RefSeq, a predicted model, not a curated record